This is a messenger RNA of Mugil cephalus (flathead mullet), 1722 nucleotides long. It is a transcript of the gene asb13a.1, whose product is annotated as ankyrin repeat and SOCS box containing 13a, tandem duplicate 1. The record is from RefSeq and is a predicted model, not a curated record. The transcript has 5 exons. NCBI's taxonomy places the organism in Eukaryota, Metazoa, Chordata, Actinopteri, Mugiliformes, Mugilidae. Gene Ontology annotation, biological process: positive regulation of protein catabolic process; intracellular signal transduction; protein ubiquitination. Bases 113 to 1060 code for a protein of 315 amino acids. Gene Ontology annotation, molecular function: protein binding.
ACUUGCGUCGUCGGCUCAUGUUUGGACCUAGGAGCUGUGCUCUGCGGCGUCAGCAGUGGUGCGGUCUACCAGCAACUAGGUGUUGACUUUUACCGGUUUUUAUGGGCUAAACAUGGAGGUGACAGCAGCCCGCCGUUCGUUUCUGUGCGAUAUCGGCUUCUGGGCAGAUCGGACAGCCCUGCACGAAGCUGCGUCCCACGGCAGGGCUCUGCAGCUGAAGCAGCUGAUCGAAAGCGGAACAUCUGUGAACCUGGUGACGGUGGAUAACAUCACUCCGCUACACGAGGCCUGCAUACAGGCCCAUCCCAACUGUGCCAGACUCCUGCUGGAGGCUGGAGCCCAGGUUGAUGUGCGUACCAUCCAUGGCAGCACUCCUCUUUGUAAUGCCUGUGCAUCUGGUAGCCUGGAGUGUGCCAAGCUCCUGUUGAACUACGGCGCCCAGGUUAACCCGUCCCUCACGGCUCUCACUGCCACGCCGCUCCACGAGGCCUGCAUACAAGGUAAAACUGCAACAGCAAUGAAACGUGCUUCAUGCAUCGACACGGUCCGUCAGAUGUUAACGUUCCUCGCAGGUAAUGUUGACGUUGUGAGGCUGAUGAUAGCCAACGGUGCCAGGCUGGAGGCGUUUGACGUCCACUUUGGUCCUCCCCUUCACAUAGCAUGUGCUAAAGGGCGCAUAGAUUGUGUCAAGGAGCUGCUGUGUGCAGGUGCCAAUGUGAAUUCAGUGAAAUUCCACGAGACAGCUCUGCACCAUGCAGCUCGAGUCCACAUGGUGGAAAUGAUCGAGCUGUUGGUGGAGUUUGGAGCCAACGUGUACGCCAGCGACAACACGGGUAGAAAGCCUGUAGACUACACGACACCAGCCUCUCCCUCUUACGCCUGCCUCAGGUUUUAUGAAAGUAAUCCUCUGAGCCUGCAGGAGCUGUGCAGAAUAGCUUUGCGGGUGAUGCUGGGUACCAGAGCAUCAGACGUCAUAGAUCAACUAGAUAUAUCCCUCCGCAUUCACAGUUACCUCCACUACCGUGACCACCCUACAUCACUUCACACGAUUGGUGUUUGAGUUUACAUAUCAACCAUUUAUGGGGCAAGGAACCGUGUAUUGUCACUUUGGCACACUGUGUCUCUCAGUGAGGUUUAGGAGCAUGUGGUUUUUAUGCAGCCAAUAAGAGAAGAUCAAGGAAACACUCUCAGGUCAAAUUAGGGUCAGAUAUGGUCUGCUAGGUCCACCUCCGCAUGAAUGCUUAGCAUAACUGAUGCUUAGCAUAACCAUGGCGAACUGACCUAAUGUUGUGUAAUGUGAUAACGUUUGAAUCAGCACUUAUGUUUUAAUAGUCUAAAUAAAUGUUUACAUUUGUUUAUCACUUUAGUGCAAAUUACCAUAUAUGUUAACCUUUAUUAAUCUUGAUAAAGAAAGAAAAUUCACAAAAGUAAAAAAGUCUUCUUAUGCCCUACAAUAACACUCAAUGGUUGAAAUUUAGAAUUUCCAAGUAUUUCAGUGAGUGUCCUAUAAAAGGUUAAAGCUUUGAAAGGAAGCACCAUGUACUGCGUAUCUGCUCAGUUUGUGGGACAAACUACAAACUCCAGCAUGCAUUUCGAGUCUCCGAUAUGUGACGUGACUCCGGCGAGCUGCGAGGACGCGGCUGUUUACAAACAAGCGCUGGUUUCGUGUCAACGCUGCUAAGCCGAGACUAAUAAAUAAAGACCGCGGAUGGAAAUGGAAAA